This is a messenger RNA of Mycotypha africana, 681 nucleotides long. RefSeq lists its product as uncharacterized. The transcript has a single exon. The coding region runs from base 1 to 681 and encodes 226 amino acids. The record is from RefSeq and is a predicted model, not a curated record. NCBI's taxonomy places the organism in Eukaryota, Fungi, Mucoromycota, Mucoromycetes, Mucorales, Mycotyphaceae.
AUGACUUGCAGUUUACAAUACACUUUUGGACCAACCAAAGUCCAACCAGUGACAGAGACAACGAAAUCACAAAGCUUGUCCACUACUUGCAAGCGUUACACCUCUGAUAAACUCAAUAAAGUUCGUUACGGUUUCGGCAGAAAGAAACACUUCACAUUACCCAGCACAGCCACCGUUAUCUCUGCUCCAUUAGAACUGAUGAGCUGCAGAAACAAUGAAAAGUACGCUGCCAUUGAAGAUUGCUUUAGCGCACACGAUAUGAAUGAUAAUACUCAACGUCAGCCUUCAUUGACAAGCUUAUCCACUGCAACUACGACUGAUACUCUAUUCUCACCUGGUACAGCUCUAGUGAGCUUUAUCUAUCCUGAAGACCCUUCGUUUACAGACUUGGAGAACAUACAGCACUGUGUUAACUAUGAUAAUGACAAAGUUGAUGAUCACAUUAAUGAAAAUGACAUCGUUACUACGCCUCCAACCGAUCAUCUAAUCAGCAGAUACACACCUGAAUAUUACACAACGUUACAAAAGUUAUUGGGAAUCCCCGCUGCCGAGGAUAAUAGUACAACAAAAUCUUACACUAAUACUGCAGUCCUCAUUAGCCUUUCAACAUGUGCCCUCGCUGCGGGUAACUAUGCUAGACAUAGGCGGCAAAAAGCACGAAAAGCAACAGCUUAUCCAUAG